AUGGACGAGGCCGAGGUCACCCCACUCCUCAAGAAGCCGCCGGCGCUCUUUUCUCCUGGCCAUCGGAUGCGAAUGAAUGUUUUACCGAUGUUCCUGAACGUGUUCGUCCCUUGGACGAUCUUCGUGUACUGCUUCUGCCUUAGCUCCUUCUACUUGAUGUAUGCGACUCCAAUGCUUGCGUGGCUGUGCAUCUCUGCCGUGUUCGUCCUCUGGUUUGUCUUCGUUGUGGUUGCUUUCUGUGCUCGGAAAUAUGAUCCUGACCCCACUUGGUUCACGUUCUUCAGCGUGCUGGCAGCAAUCUGCGCCGUGUGGGGCAUCCUCGCAGGGUUGGCAAACCUCCGAAACUAUGAGGAUCCAUACUAUACCCUUCAGGAAAUGCGUGAUGCCAAGGGAGUCAACGGCACUGGGGUGAACCCAUCCUUGGUGUCAGGCGAGGAUGUCAUGGAUGCAGGUGUUCUCACCUUCGAGCAGGGCAGCAUGUUCGAUGCAGACAAGACCUGGCACUUCAUGUAUGGCAUGAUGACAGGGUGCACAGAUUUCGGCUUAGAAGGGACGAGCUCUUUAAACAGUAGGGCUUCAUUGUCCGAAGCAGAGCUCGGCGCCAUGGUGGAAAUGCAGCCAGGCAUUUGCAAGAUGGAGUUCGCCAUGGGCUCACACGGGCUUACAUGGAAGACUGGCAGCACGGAAGUGGAGCGUGUGUCAUGCCAAGCUCGUCUCCUUGGAGUGAAGCCUGGAUGGAGUAUCAGCAUGAUUGAUGGCGUGCCAAUCGAAACGAGCUAUCAAGCCUGGAACGAGCUUAUGCGAUGCAAAAAGUCUGGCAAGAAGUAUCAAAUCUACUUCACCAAAGAUGAAGCCUCCAUCCGUGAGGAUCAGGCAAAGGCGGAGGCCGAGAAAGCGCGCAAGGCAAAGCAGGAGGAGGAGCGCAAGAAGCGCGAAGAGAUUGAGCGGAAGAUCCGUGAGGAAGCCGAAAAGAAGCGUGCUGAUGAGAUAGCUUCUAAGAAGCAAGAGUACUGGGACAAGCAGCAAGCCCAAGCGGAAGGCGAAGCGAAGGAAGGCGCAGAGGCUUCAGCUCCAGCCGAGGCCGAGGCCGAAGGAGCUGCAGAGGCCACCGAAGCAGUCGAAGCCGCGGAGGGCGAAGCAGCUGAAGCGGCUGAGGGAGCUGAGGAGGCUCCCGCGGAGCCUGCGAAGGAAGUAGCUCCGAUCAUUGGACCUGGCGUCUCCACGCCACUGCGGCAGACCUACGACUUCUGGGCCAUAGGCCGACCCAUGCUCCAGAGCACAGCGAUGAGCACUCACUGCAAAGAGCUCACACCGGCCUCCGAGAAGUCAAUGAAGCCGACCUACAGUAUUACAGGUUGGCAGUGCAGCAGGCUCGGCUGCAAUCAGGGCUCCUUGUUUAAUGGCUUAGUGGAAGCCCCGCAGGCAGCGUCACUCUACGACAUCAUGGCGCUCGGAGGUCACGAUGACCUAUCGCAGCUUCCAUACUUGUACGGAACUGCUUGGAAAGAAACUGCGACCACAGACCUUGUGGUGAAGGCAGUCAGGGCAGGCUUUCGUGGGAUCGACACAGCCUGCCAACCAAAGCACUACCGUGAGGAUCUAGUGGGAGCCGCGCUGGCCAAGCUUGCUGCGGAGGAUCAGCUGCCGCGCGAGGCGCUGUGGAUUCAAACAAAGUUCACGCCGGUGCGCGGGCAGGACCCGAGCCGGAUGCCGUAUGAUAGCAAGGCACCACUUCCUGCUCAAGUGCAGCAAUCUAUUCACAAAUCAUUGCAAAACUUGGGAACCACAUACAUCGACUCGCUGGUGAUGCAUUCGCCAAUGCCUUCAUUGGAGGAAAACCUUGAGGUGUGGCGAGUCUUUGAAGAAGCUGUGGAAAGCGGCCAGGUGCGUCAGCUGGGUAUCAGCAAUUGCUAUGACCCGCGGACCUUCCGUCGUGUCUAUGAUGCUGCGAGGAUCAAGCCAAAGGUGCUGCAGAAUCGCUUUUAUGUCGACUCCGGCUACGACUUAGAACUUCGGCAAUUCUGCCUUGAGAAGGGCAUCACCUAUCAAACAUUCUGGACGCUGACAGCCAAUCCCCACGUUUUGGCAUCGCCAGCUGUGAAGUCGGCAGCGCAGCGAUUGCGCGCGACACCCGCGCAGAUCCUCUUCCGAUGGUUAAUCCAGUCAGGGCACCAGCCAUUGACGGGAACCAAGAGUUCAGAGCACAUGCAGCAGGACUUGGAUGUUGUGAACCUCUCGCUGACAGAUGAUGAGAUGCGCAGCAUCGGCCAGCCGCACCCAAUCUUCCUGAAGUGGUCGCAAGAUCCGCGGGGAGAGGUCAAUGCACUGCACACUACGGCCUUCCGGAACUUCUUGGUUUUUUCUGCAUCCAACCUGCUGUUUGACAUCAUGGCCGUCGCGCUGGCAAGCGCCAGGUUUGCCUUCUUGGGCAGAAGUCGGGGCUACUCCGAGAUUCUGAACGAGGCGGCCGCUCUACCGAAAGACAUGUCAGCGCAUGCUUAUUCAGCGCCGUGA
This is a messenger RNA of Symbiodinium pilosum, 2514 nucleotides long. The record is from the annotation of a GenBank genome assembly. NCBI's taxonomy places the organism in Eukaryota, Dinophyceae, Suessiales, Symbiodiniaceae.